Messenger RNA from Arabidopsis lyrata subsp. lyrata, 2051 nucleotides. Its product is annotated as protein MID1-COMPLEMENTING ACTIVITY 2. The record is from RefSeq and is a predicted model, not a curated record. Gene Ontology annotation, biological process: cell surface receptor signaling pathway. NCBI's taxonomy places the organism in Eukaryota, Viridiplantae, Streptophyta, Magnoliopsida, Brassicales, Brassicaceae. The transcript is spliced from 9 exons. The coding region runs from base 578 to 1822 and encodes 414 amino acids.
UCUAGUAAGAUCGACGAUCGAUAUGAUUGUACAAAAAUAUGAAAAUCGAGAUAUUUAGCUUAAUAAUAAAAUGGAAACUAACAAAAAAAAUUUGGUUCAAGGGAAAACUAACAAAGUUUUGGUUUCAAUGAUUCAUUAUUAGCCUUUGAUCAAGAGUCCAAAAAUCGAAGCCAACGAUUAUUAUACAGUGUGUAAUAAACAGUAAUACGUGGUAGAUUUGUAAUUAUGGAGAGUGACACAUGGCUAAUUCGUAAUUUGCAACUCGUGCACUGAAAAAAGAACAAUCCAUAUUCGAUAAUACGAUCAAACCAUCACCGAAACACUCGUGACUCGUGUUCUCAUUGAGCAUUAUUAGUCCACUAUCUUCUUAUUUUCUUCUUCUUUUUCUGGAUAAUCUCUUUGACCUCUCAUCCCAAGACAAAUAACUUCCACAAGAGAACCAUCUCUGUAAAUUCUUGACUUCUUCGACGUAUCACGUAUGAGUCGAACCAUAAUGUGAUUACUUGGUAAAGUCUCAAACUUUGUUGCUUUCUGAUAUUGAUUUGUAAUCAGAAUCUGCUGACAGAGAGGAAGAGAAAUGGCUAAUUCAUGGGAUCAGUUAGGAGAAAUUGCGUCAGUAGCUCAGCUUACAGGCAUAGACGCCCUGAAACUGAUUGGAAUGAUAGUAAACGCUGCGAAUACAGCUCGAAUGCACAAGAAGAAUUGUCGUCAAUUCGCUCACCAUCUUAAGCUCAUCCGUAAUUUGCUAGAGCAGAUAAAAAACUCUGAGAUGAAUCAACGUUCAGAGAUUCUUGAGCCGCUUCAAGGACUUGAUGAUGCUCUUAGAAGAUCUUACAUUUUAGUCAAAAGUUGUCAAGAAAAGAGUUAUCUUUACUUGUUGGCUAUGGGAUGGAACAUUGUUAACCAGUUUGAAAAAGCUCAGACCGAGAUUGAUCUGUUUCUCAAGAUCGUUCCACUCAUAAAUAUGGCGGAUAAUGCUCGCAUUCGGGAGAGGUUAGAAGCUAUUGAACGUGAUCAGCGUGAGUACACUCUUGAUGAAGAGGAUAAAAAGGUGCAAGAUGUUAUUUUGAAACAAGAAUCCACUAGAGAAGCAGCUACAUCGGUUUUAAAGAAAACGCUUUCUCGUUCCUACCCGAACAUGGGGUUCUGCCAAGCGCUUAAAACAGAGGAGGAGAAACUGCAACUUGAGUUACAUCGUUCGCGGGCGCGGUAUGAUGCAGAUCAAUGUGAAGUUAUACAACGUUUGAUUGAUGUUACACAAACUGCUGCUUCUUCUGUUGAACCUGAUCUUGAAAAGGUUUUGACUAAGAAAGAAGAGCUUACCUCUAGCAAGAAGAAAGAUGAUUUGUAUGACACGGAUAGCGAUAUUCGAACAACUUCAAGAUCAACGUCUUAUGUUUCAUCCGGACAUGAACUACUUUCGGGAAGAUCAUCGCAACACCAUGAAAAUUGGCACGCCGACUUGCUGGAUUGUUGUUCAGAACCUUGUCUUUGCUUCAAGACAUUCUUUUUCCCGUGUGGUACAUUGGCAAAGAUUUCUACUAUGGCAACUGACAGGCAAAUCUCUUCAACUGAAGCGUGUAAGAACCUAAUGGUGUAUUCUUUGAUACUCUCAUGCUGUUGCUAUACUUGCUGCAUAAGGAAGAAGCUUCGAAAGACUCUGAACAUAACGGGAGGGUGCAUUGACGACUUUUUGUCACAUCUAAUGUGUUGUUGUUGUGCCCUUGUCCAAGAACUGAGAGAAGUCGAGAUUCGUGGAGUUUCUUACGAGAUGAGUAAUAAGGAAAUGAGUCCACCAACACCUCAGUUCAUGGAAGAAUGAUGCUUGUCCAACACGAAACAGAAUUGAGUUUUUAUGAUGAAAUGAAUCUUCUAAUUUCAUUGUUGACAUCGCGAUUUAACGUAAAUUAGUUUUGGAAAAAUACUCCAUAGAGAUUUUAGAACGUUCCUUACUCUAUACUACAUGCAAUAUGUGAUUAUGUAGGUAACAACUCAAUGUAAACAGUAGACCUUUUGAAGAAAAAAUCAUUUAUGGUUGAAUUUAUAAGUUA